Molecule: messenger RNA, 301 nt
Organism: Paramecium primaurelia
Lineage: Eukaryota; Ciliophora; Oligohymenophorea; Peniculida; Parameciidae
Source: the annotation of a GenBank genome assembly
AUGUAUCUUAACUUAGUUUUAAAACUGGAAAAAUCAAAAGAAGACAAGGAUUUGUUGCAUAAACUUCUUAAAUUAAUAUUAAAACUAAAGUAAUCAAUUAAGCUAUAGAAAAAAAUGAAGAUAUGUGUUAAAAGGUAUUGUAAAUAAUUGAUUUUACAAGAUAAUUAAAUAGUGGUGAUAGAAAAAAUGAUAAAAGAUAUUUAAUAGAAAUUAUGUUUUGGAGAUUAAUGUAAUAAUAAGUAUUUUAAUUAUCAGUUCGUAAAGAAAAGAGAUAACUUAAAAGUUAUAUUAGUUUAUUUGA